AUGUAUGUUGUGCGUUCAUUUCGGUUCUGGUGUGACUACGUGUUUCUAGUUGAUUCCUUUCUUGUAUGCUACUUAGUAUCGAAGUAGAAUGAGCUCGUACGUGGAAAACUCUUUUUGUAACCAAACGCACGAUGCACCCUCCUUUAGCAUGCGCACUUUUGGUAACUAUGGGGCUGUCUCAGAGUUUCAGCAGUCCACUUAUGCGUACGGAGGGCUCGAUCUCACUGGAGCAUUAGCUUCUCAGGUCGCUUCCGAUUCCCCGAAACGGGAGGCGAUGAAUAAGCACAACAGUGCCAGGAUCAACGCGCCACCACAUCGCCAGGCUUGCGCAGCAAUGGGUUCCCCAAGUCGUGUCAGUUCACGCGGGUACAACCUGCUCAGUCAAGGACUGUUGAGCCAAAAAGCAGAGAUGAUUAUGGAAGUUACGGAAAAACCCAGCGGCAAAAGCCAGCCCGGUGAUCUGGAGAUCACGCCAACGAUUAAACAACAAACUAACUCGAGUGAGCGCCAGACCCAAUCGCAACCGCAGAUAUACCCGUGGAUGACCAAGCUACACAUUAGCCACGACUCUGACGGUAAAAGGUCACGAACCAGUUACACCCGCUACCAGACUCUGGAGUUGGAGAAAGAGUUCCAUUUCAACCGAUACCUCACACGUCGCAGGCGAAUCGAGAUUGCCAAUAACCUCUGCCUGAACGAGAGACAAAUUAAAAUUUGGUUCCAGAACCGUCGCAUGAAGUGGAAGAAGGACUCAAAGCUGAAAGUUAAAGGUGCACUAUAAUGAUAAGGUGGUGUAGCAAAUAUACCUGCAAACAAGAUGCAAACAAAAGUUCAUUAAUAUAAAUGUUUCAAAGUCCAUGCUGUUCAGAACUGGCAAUUGCAGAUUAUAACUGAUAGAUUACAAUCUUAAUUUAAUGUAUGUAACGUUUGUCCUCACAACUUGUUCAGCUGACGACUUACUGACAACUGGGAGGAGCUUAUUUGGGUCACACCCAUCUAGAACUUAACAGCAGGUUAACAUAUGAAGACGCAAUUCUAAUUAUUUAAAGAGAUAUUUUAUGGUAUUUGACGUAAUUCAGAAUGAUUUUGUUUGCCUUCUGUAUUUUAUGUUUAUAUGUCUGAUGUCUGUUUAUGGGAUGUAUCUGUGGUGAUGAACUGCACGCAACAAAAUGUCAUAUUACUCAUUGUAUGUUCCAGUAACACGUUAGAUAGUCAUGCUUUAUGUACCUGUUGUGAGUCAUUUCAAUUUACUGAAGAAAGAGAAGACUUGGAAAGUUUUUUUGGUUUUGGGGUUUUUUUUUAUAUUAAAGUAGGCUAUUGGGACUCAAAGUUGUAUUUGAAUCAAUGCGAGGCAAUUCAGCAACAAAAAGUUUGCCCAAUGUAAUACGAAAUACUCAAGAUUUCAAUAAUUGCACUUAUAUAUAAAUGUAGUUU
Molecule: messenger RNA, 1434 nt
Organism: Neoarius graeffei (lesser salmon catfish)
Lineage: Eukaryota; Metazoa; Chordata; Actinopteri; Siluriformes; Ariidae
Gene: hoxc5a
Product: homeobox C5a
Exons: 2
Coding region: 89-781 (230 amino acids)
Biological process (GO): regulation of transcription by RNA polymerase II; anterior/posterior pattern specification
Cellular component (GO): nucleus
Molecular function (GO): DNA-binding transcription factor activity, RNA polymerase II-specific; RNA polymerase II cis-regulatory region sequence-specific DNA binding
Source: RefSeq, a predicted model, not a curated record